GAACUUCACGUUAUUUUUAAGUUUCUUGACAGAGCUACCUUUCGCAACAAAACAAUAUGGAGCAUUUCGAAAAGGGCGUCACCCCUUCUGACAAGGAACUGAACGGAUCAAACCUUCGCGUCCUUAUUGUACAUACCCGAUGGAACCUUCCCAUCGUUGAAGCCUUGGUCAAGGGUGCCAAGGAGACCAUGAUCUCUAAGCAUAAUGUCCUCGCAGAGAACAUUGUCAUUGAAUCUGUCCCAGGUGCAUACGAAUUGCCUUUUGCUGCCAAGGCUUUGAUUCAAUCUGCUCAAGCUCAAGGUUCAAGUGCCAGCGGCGAUUUACUUGCCAGUGCCACUGAUCUCCUUGGUGAACUGACUACUUCUGCUGACAAGAAGCCCGAUUCUCCCAAUCCAGGAGCCAAGAAGGCUAAGAAAGGCGCGUUCGAUGCUGUUAUUUGCGUUGGUGUUCUCAUCAAGGGUAGCACUAUGCACUUUGAGUACAUUUGCGAAGCCGUGUCUCAAGGCAUUAUGCGCGUCGGAUUGGACUCCAAUAUCCCUGUCAUUUUUGGUGUUCUUACUUGCUUGAACGAUGAGCAAGCCCAUAACAGAGCAGGUUUGGUUCCCAAUGGCCACAACCACGGUGAGGACUGGGGUUCGGCAGCUGUUGAGAUGGCUCUUGUCAAGAACAGAGCUUUGUAAUGCAACUUCUUUGAUCAAUAAAUCUUUGUGGUUUUUGUACUUUGUACUGCUUUUAAAACAAUCUUAUUGCCGU
This is a messenger RNA of Umbelopsis ramanniana AG, 753 nucleotides long. RefSeq lists its product as uncharacterized. The record is from RefSeq and is a predicted model, not a curated record. The coding region runs from base 57 to 680 and encodes 207 amino acids. Lineage: Eukaryota; Fungi; Mucoromycota; Umbelopsidomycetes; Umbelopsidales; Umbelopsidaceae. Gene Ontology annotation, cellular component: riboflavin synthase complex; intracellular anatomical structure; mitochondrial intermembrane space. Gene Ontology annotation, biological process: riboflavin biosynthetic process. Gene Ontology annotation, molecular function: 6,7-dimethyl-8-ribityllumazine synthase activity. The transcript is spliced from 2 exons.